AUGGCGGUAGAAUCCCCCGCCCUAGCAGAUGCCUUGAUCGCUUGGUCAUCGGGCCACCUCUCCGCUUAUGACAGUGCCUAUCAUAUAACGGCUCUAGAGGCGCGAGCCACUUCCCUCCGCGCAUUAGCAAAGGCUUUAAUCUCAGAGGAUAUUGCCAGUCGGGAGACGAACGCAGCGGCUAGCCUUGUUCUUCUAACAUCCGAAGUGUGCCUUGGAGAUCAUACCAAGUGGUACAACCAUCUUAUAGGCGUGCAGCAAAUUAUUGAAUCUUCUCGAUCACCAGUCGGUGCGGAUGGGCUUGUGCUUUGUGGACCUGAGGCUCUGAGGCAAAGCCCAGAAGGGCGGUGGGUCCUACGAAAUUUCGCGUACCACGAUAUUCUGGGCAGUGUCACUCUCAGAAGACCUCCUUUAAUCCCAGGGAGUUAUUUGGAAGAAAUCACAGAUGUUGUUGAUACAUAUAUAGGGGUUGGUUCUGAGAUAUUGAUCUUUAUCUCUGAGAUCAGUUGUCACUACACCUCGAGCCUCGCACACGGUUACCUCUCAUCAGACGAGGAAAAUCCAGACCUGACAAAUUUGUGGUCAGCAAUCGAGCAGAAAAUAAAGAACUGGAGGUGCCCACCAGGCACAUUGCAAAAUUUAGAAUCACUAGCAUACGCAUAUCGCUGCGCUGCGUUGGUUCAUCUCUACCGCCAGACCUUUCGCAGUUUGAAGCCCAUGCAUGAUGAUACCCCCUGGGAGCUACGCGAGAAUCUUACGCUUUCUCUGAACUCAAAAAUUGCAGUGGAGGUUUCUACAACUCUGCAAUACGUGGCCAAUAUCCCUCUGAAUGAUGUUCCCGAAUCUGCCCUUCUUUUCCCUCUGUUCUUGGUCGGAGCUGAGGCAACGCAUAGCUCCCACAUGGAUACGAUCCGUAUUCGACUAAGCCUCAUGGCGAAAAAACGCAAUUUUCAGAAUAUACAACGCGCGUUGGGUGUUCUGGAGGAGAUAUGGGAGCAUCGAUCCCAGGGGUUUGGAAGUAACCAACUAGAUUGGCAGGAUAUCGUGGGUCAACAGAGCGAUGAUCUUCUUUUGACAUAG
Penicillium crustosum is the source of this 1077-nucleotide messenger RNA. Its product is annotated as fungal specific transcription factor domain-containing protein. Gene Ontology annotation, molecular function: transcription cis-regulatory region binding; DNA-binding transcription factor activity. The record is from RefSeq and is a predicted model, not a curated record. Lineage: Eukaryota; Fungi; Ascomycota; Eurotiomycetes; Eurotiales; Aspergillaceae. Gene Ontology annotation, biological process: positive regulation of transcription by RNA polymerase II. The transcript has a single exon. The coding region runs from base 1 to 1077 and encodes 358 amino acids. Gene Ontology annotation, cellular component: nucleus.